Messenger RNA from Erythranthe guttata (spotted monkey flower), 3234 nucleotides. The record is from RefSeq and is a predicted model, not a curated record. NCBI's taxonomy places the organism in Eukaryota, Viridiplantae, Streptophyta, Magnoliopsida, Lamiales, Phrymaceae.
AUGGAUAAGAGCUGGAUUAAGCUCAACGAUGUUACUUCAAAAGAUUUUGUUAAUGGAGUUAAAAGUUUCAUGAGAUUUGCUCUGCUGCAUAUUGGGGAUAGAAAGGUUAUGCGUUGUCCAUGUAGCAACUGUCUGAAUCAGAUUUUGCACCCACCCGACUUGGUCAAAUUGCAUAUCCUCACCAACGGGAUGGACAUCGAUUAUGAUGAAUGGGUGCACCACGGUGAAGAUCCCUAUGAACAUGUGGAAGAUGACAUUGUUAAUGAUGAUGUAGAUAAAACAUUCGAGGAAGAAGAGUUGUUAGAAGAUUUGAACUUUGGGAUGCAUAAUUUUAUUGAUCGUGAAAAUCCAUUGGAUAAUCCUGAUGAUCUCAAUGGUGAUCAACCAAAUAUUAUGUUAGAUGAUGAAGUGGAAAAUUUUCAGAAAUUGUUGAAAGAUACACAACGUAAAUUAUAUCCCGGUUGUUCGAAAUCGUUGUUAUCUUUCCUCGUCAAAUUGCUUCAUAUAAAAGUAUUGAAUCGGAUGACUAAUAAGUGUUAUGACAUGAUUAUUGAUUUAUUUAAACAAUAUCUGCCGGAGGAAGAUAUAAUUCCGUCGUCGUUUUAUGAGGCCAGGAAGGUAUUAAAAGGGAUUGGGUUGGGGUAUGAGUUUAUCCAUGCAUGUAAAAAUGAUUGUAUUCUCUUUUGGAAAGAACAUGAGCGGUUAGAUAGUUGUCCAGUAUGCAAAGAGUCUCGAUGGAAGGUUAAUGAUGGCAAAGGAAAGCAAGUUCCUCACAAAAUUUUGCGUUAUUUUCCUCUGAAGCCAAGAUUACGAAGGCUGUAUAUGUCAAGAAAAACAGCAUCUGAUAUGAGAUGGCAUAAGGAUGGGAAAAUUGAGGAAGAUGAUAUGAUGAUUCAUCCUGCAGAUUCUAAAGUCUGGAAGGAUUUUGAUGAGCAGUACCCUUCAUUUGCUAAAGAUCCUCGAAAUGUGCGUCUUGGGCUAGCUACUGAUGGAUUUAAUCCUUUUGGUAAUAUGAAUAAUUCUUACUGUAUAUGGCCUGUGGUUUUAAUGGUAUAUAAUUUACCACCUUGGCAGUGCAUGAAAGAACCUUACUUGAUGAUGUCCCUUUUGAUUCCCGGUCCUCGAUCACCUGGAAGAGAUAUUGAUGUCUAUUUGAGACCUUUGGUCGAUGAGCUGAACGAAUUGUGGGAAUUUGGAGUGAGAACAAGAGAUGCAAAAAUUGGAGAAUUUUUUCUUUUGCGUGCUGCAAUUUUAUGGACGAUAAAUGAUUUUCCUGCAUAUGGUGAUAUUUCUGGACAUCGAACAAAGGGAUAUUAUGCUUGUCCAAGAUGCAGCAUCCAUACUCCUUCACAAAGGCUAAGGAGUAAGAUUGGUUAUAUAGGUCACAGACGUUAUUUGCCUCGAUAUCAUCCUUACCGAAAAAGUCUUAAAUUCAAUGGUGCAGCAGAACAACGAUCCAAGCCUAUGGAGAUUUCUAAUGAUGAUAUUCUUUUCCAACUAAAAGAAGUAGAAAAUGUCGUGCUUGGCAAGCAUUCUAUAGACAAAAAGCGAAAACGUCCUUCCCAACCCUCAUGUUGGACCAAAAAGAGUAUACUUUUUGAGUUGCCGUAUUGGUCAAAACUUAAAUUACGGCAUAAUCUUGACGUAAUGCAUAUUGAGAAGAAUAUAUGUGAUAAUGUGAUGGGAACUAUAUUAGACAUUGAUGGUAAAACAAAGGAUACGGAAAAGGCUCGUUUGGAUUUGGAGGAUAUGGGUAUCAGGAGUGAGUUACACAUAAGAUCACUAGAAGGUGCCAAAGCAAAUAAAGAUGGUAAAGUAAAGUGUUUAAAGCCGCGAGCACUUUUUACAUUAUCCCUAAAGGAGAAGAAAAGUUUUUGUGAAUUCUUGAAAGGAGUAAAAUUUCCGGAUGGAUAUGCUGCGAAUAUCUCUAGAUGUGUGAAUAUCAAAGAUGGUAAAAUAACAGGGUUGAAAAGUCAUGAUUGCCAUGUGUUAUUGCAACGUUUACUUCCCGUAGGAUUGCGUGGUUACCUUCACAAAGAUGUUCUUGAUGUUAUUACCGAGUUAGCCAGUUUUUUCAGACAAUUGUGUUCUCGUAAACUAAACAUUGCAGUCCUCGAUGAUUUGGAAAAUAAGAUUCCUGUGAUAUUAAGCAAGUUAGAAAUGAUAUUUCCACCCGCAUUCUUUGAUGUUAUGAUCCAUCUAGCAGUUCAUUUGGCACAAGAAGCAAAGAUGGGAGGACCAGUUCACUAUAGAUGGAUGUAUCCUAUCGAGAGGUAUUUAAGUAGUCUAAAAGGGAUGGUUCGAAAUAGAGCUCGUCCUGAAGGCUCCAUUGCCGAGGCCUAUAUUGUGAAAGAGUGUUUGACUUUUUGCUCGUUGUAUCUCCAUGGAAUGGAGACGAAAUACAACAGAGAUGAAAGAAAUUAUGAUGGCGAGGCACAUCUAAGUGCAACAAUCUCUGUUUUCAGAAAGAUAGAAUUAUAUUUGAGAGAGCAUGAAGAGAAGUUGAAGCAAGAAAAUCCUAUUGGUUGGGAGGCUAGGCAAAAGAAGGAGUUUGCUAAAUGGUUUGAUAAUCGAAUUGAACAGCUACGAAGUAUAAAAUCUAUCGAAGCUACCGAUGAACUUCUUGCACUUGCAUCUGGGCCUGAUUAUCGUCUUAGUAAGUAUAGUGGGUGUGUUGUAGAAGGAGUCAAGUAUCUAACUAGCAAAAGAGAUUCUAGACGAGUGACACAAAAUAAUGGAGUGUCUACAGAUUCUGUUCACAAAGCAAUAAAAAUAGAUGGUGAUCUUACUAGCGUAAAUGUGGGGAAGCUUUGGUACGAAAAUGAACCUUAUAUAUUAGCGAAUCAAGUAUCCCAGGUCUUUUACGUCAGUGAUACAAAAUUAGGUGGGAAUUGGAAAGUUGUUCAACAUGUACAACAUCGACAUCUUUUUGACCCAUCACUCAUCCAAUUUACUGCUGGAAAGGAGCCUGAUGUGAGUGAUGCAUAUCAACAAGAAAAUUGUGCUCAUAUUGAAGUUCAAAUUCAUGCUCGAGAGAUUGGAUCGGUGGUUCGAAACGAUGAAGCUCCUCUAGAGAUUGAAAUUGCUGAACAGAUAAUUAAUCCACGUGAAAACAUUCACAAUGAUAAAGAUGAAGAAGUAGAUGAAGAUGAAGAAGAUGACACGGUGGUCGAAUAUUUGACUAGUGAUGAUGAAGUUGCAUCUCAUGCUAAUAUGGAUAGUGACUUGGAAUAG